Messenger RNA from Triticum turgidum subsp. durum (durum wheat), 717 nucleotides. The record is from the annotation of a GenBank genome assembly. NCBI's taxonomy places the organism in Eukaryota, Viridiplantae, Streptophyta, Magnoliopsida, Poales, Poaceae.
AUGGGUCGCGGCAAGGUGGUGCUGCAGCGGAUCGAGAACAAGAUCAGCCGCCAGGUGACGUUCGCCAAGCGCCGCAACGGCCUGCUCAAGAAGGCCUACGAGCUCUCCCUCCUCUGCGACGCCGAGGUCGCGCUCGUCCUCUUCUCCCACGCUGGCCGCCUCUACCAGUUCUCCUCCUCCUCCAACAUGCUUAAGACCCUCGAGAAGUACCAGAGGUACAUUUUCGCUUCCCAAGAUGCUGCCGUGCCGACUACCGAUGAGAUGCAGAACAACUAUCUGGAGUAUAUGGAGCUGAAGGCAAGAGUUGAGGUUUUACAACGCUCACAAAGGAAUCUCCUAGGCGAGGAUUUGGCUCCACUGAGUACAAUCGAGCUUGAACAGCUUGAGGGUCAAGUAGGCAAGACCUUGAGGCAAAUAAGGUCAAGAAAGACUCAAGUACUGCUGGAUGAAAUGUGCGACCUGAAGAGAAAGGAGCAAAUAUUGCAGGAUGCAAAUAUGACCCUGAAAAGAAAGCUGGGCGAGAUCGAGCUGGAGGCGACACCUGAUCCCCCGCAGCAGCCGCAGCAGCAGCAGAUGUGGCAGGGCGACCGGGGCGUGCCGCCCCACACGCCUCCGCAGCCAGAGCACUUCUUCCAGGCCCUAGAACGCUAUCCUUCCCUGCAGCCAGUAUUUCGUGGCAUGGAUGUGAACCAGCCGCCGCCUGCAUGGAUGGCAUAG